UUCGAUAUUCAACAUCCGUUGUGAGUCUGGGUGAUAUAAGACAUCGAAAAAAUGGAUACAAAGAGCCUGACUCACCAUCAAUACAUGACCUACUGGAUGAUGAUUUGCUAAUGUACGGCACAAAAGAGAAUGGUGUGAAAAGCAUACCCAAAUUUCUUACACGGAUAUCUACUAGCGAUAUGUGUAGCUUUCUCGGGCUCAUUGUCGUUUCUAUCAUUGUAAGAUUGUAUCGUCUGGACCAUCCAAGUUCGGCUGUAUUUGAUGAGAAGCAUUUUAUGACUCUCGCUUCGAAAUAUAUCAGGGGAACCUUCUUUAUUGAUGUGCACCCACCAUUGGCAAAGUUGCUCAUCGCUCUUUCGGGUUUCUUGAGUGGAUACGAUGGAAUCCUUAAUUUGGAUGAAAAGGAAUUUUCUGGAUCUAAUUAUCCAUAUGUGACAAUGCGUCUGAUAUCAGGAAUUUUGGGGGUUUUUAUAAUACCGAUCUCUUAUUUGACAAUUAAAUUAUCUGGAUUUUCGACAACUGCUGCAUUUCUCGUUUCUGCUUUAUUAAUAUUUGAGAACGGAUUAGUAACUCAAAGCAGACUUAUUUUAUUGGAUUCACCGUUGAUAGCUUCCACAGCAUUUACAAUGUUGAUGUGGGUAAAAUUUCAUAAUGAACAAAAAAGACCAUUUAGAACUUGGUGGUGGGUUUGGUUGACAAUGACUGGUGUGGGCCUUGGCCUUACGGUCAGCAUCAAAUGGGUUGGUUUUUUUACAACUGUUUUUAUUGGUCUUUUGACAAUAAAGGAUCUAUGGGAUUUGUUGGGUGAUUUACAUUUGCCUCCAAUAAGAUGGGCAAACCAUUUUCUUGCUCGAAUGCUGUGUUUAUUGGCUAUUCCCGUCAUUUUGUAUACGCUUGUCUUUGCGAUUCACUUCUCAAUACUUGAAAACAGUAGUGAAGAUGCUAUAUCCAUGAGUCCUGAAUUCAGACAUACAUUAAAUGGACAUGGCAUGAAUGAUACGCCUAUAGAUGUUGGGUACGGGUCUACAAUCACUCUUCGACAUUCCAAUACACGAUAUGGUUAUUUACAUUCCCAUAGGCAUUAUUAUCCCUCAGGUAGCAGACAACAACAGGUUACUUCAUAUCCGUUUAAAGAUGAAAAUAAUUUAUGGAUCAUCCAAAAAGAAAGUGAUCCUAAAAUGCCGUUCGAAACCAAUCCAUCCUGGAUUUAUCAUAAUGCAUUAAUUCGUCUCUCUCACGUUUAUACUGAAGGGUGGCUACAUAGUCAUGACACCAGACCACUAGUGACAGAUUCUGAACAUCAAAACGAAGUUAGUGUUUAUGGAAGUAAAGGUCAUUCAGAUAAUAACGAUUUAUGGCGUGUAGAAAUAGUAGAUCAUGACAAAUCUGAUCCAGAUUCUAGUAAACGCUUACGUGCAAUCCACACGAAAUUCCGACUUUUUCACAUUAAUACCGGGUGUUAUCUUUUCACUCAUAGUACUAAAUUACCAGAAUGGGGUUUUAGGCAACAUGAAGUUACCUGUGGAAAAGGCGCAACAUAUACAAACACAAUAUGGUAUAUAGAAACAAAUUCUCACCCAAAUUUAUCAAGCGACACCAAAAUGGUCAAUUAUAAAAAACUCGGAUUCUUUGGGAAAUUUAUUGAGCUUCAUAAAGUGAUGUGGACAAAUUUUAAAUCUAAUAUUCUUCACCCUUAUCUGUCCCAUCCUUCGUCUUGGAUAUUGUUGAAGCGCGGUAUCGGUUUUUGGAAUAAAGAACAUAAUCAAAUUUAUUUAAUUGGAAACCCGCUUAUAUGGUGGACUUCUACGCUUAUCGUGUUUAUUUUUGUUGUUGAGAAAUUGAUUGCAAUUUUAAGAGUAAAAAGAGGAUAUAUUGAUCGAUUUAAUGUUAAAGGAGAGCAUUUUGAAUUAUGGUCCAAUGUGUUUCUCAUGGGAUGGUGUUUACAUUAUUUACCAUUUUACUUAAUGUCUAAAGAAUUAUUUUUACAAUAUUAUUUUCCUUCAUUAUAUUUUGCGAUCCUUUUAAUUGGUGUAGGAUUUGAUUUAAUAACAGAUCGGUUUAAUCCUAAAAAUCGAACAAUCAUUGUUACAAUAUUUUUGAUAGCAAGCAUUUAUAUUUUUAUUUUAUUUUCACCAAUAGCUUACGGUAACACAUGGGAAAAAUCUAGUUGUGAAAAUUCAAAAUGGUUAAGCAGUUGGGAUUAUGAUUGUGACCUUUACGUUGGUAGCCAUUUGACCAGGAACACUAAUACCACUGGUAUUGAAAUUACAAACCCAGAAUUUUCAGAUAUUAGGGAAUUUGAUAAACGGGCAGUUGAAGCUGAGGAUGAAGAUAAUGAAAAAGAGGAGCAAUGCCAACAAGAAGUACAAGGUUUAGAGGCGAACGUUGAGACAAAUAAAGAACAACGAUGUUUUCCCAGAAUGGGACAUCCAAGGAAUUUUAAGGCAUUUUUAAGUGCAACGAUAUAG
Messenger RNA from Dentiscutata erythropus, 2468 nucleotides. Lineage: Eukaryota; Fungi; Glomeromycota; Glomeromycetes; Diversisporales; Gigasporaceae. The record is from the annotation of a GenBank genome assembly.